Molecule: messenger RNA, 745 nt
Organism: Drosophila guanche
Lineage: Eukaryota; Metazoa; Arthropoda; Insecta; Diptera; Drosophilidae
Gene: Glo1
Product: lactoylglutathione lyase
Exons: 5
Coding region: 88-624 (178 amino acids)
Molecular function (GO): metal ion binding; lactoylglutathione lyase activity
Source: RefSeq, a predicted model, not a curated record
AUCCGCGGUCACACUGCUGAUAACACGCAUACGCACAUUUCAACAAAAAUUGUACAACAGGUGUGAGAUUAAUUGAAGAACAGCGAAAUGGGCGAUGUCACAGGCAUAAGCAAUGCUGAGGCAGAAGCCUUGUGCAAGAAGCCAGAGGAGGGAACACAGGAUUUCCUGUUCCAACAAACCAUGUACCGCAUCAAGGAUCCCCGCAAGUCGCUGCCCUUCUACACGGGCGUCCUUGGCAUGACAUUGCUGGCGAAAUUGGACUUUCCCGAGUCCAUGUUCUCCCUGUAUUUCAUGGGCUAUGAGAAUGCCGACGAUAUACCCAAGGACCCCAAGGAGCGCAGGAGUUGGGCGUUGAGCCGCAAGGCAACCAUUGAGCUGACGCACAACUGGGGCACUGAAAACGAUCUGGAACAGGGCUACCACAAUGGCAACAGUGACCCUCGUGGCUUUGGACACAUUGGCGUGAUGGUGCCCGAUGUCUAUGCUGCCUGCAAGCGAUUCCAGGAACAGGGCGUCGAGUUUGUCAAGAAGCCAGACGAUGGUCGCAUGAAGGGAUUGGCAUUCAUUAAGGAUCCCGAUGGUUACUGGAUUGAGGUUUUCAAUGCCUACACCGUCCAGAAAUAGAACGGGAAUGGAAAUGCAAAACUGAACUCCUGUGAAAUUUACAUGUGCUGCUGGCUCUAGCGUUCCUUAACCCAACCCUUUAAAUUGUUACAAAUAAAUUAGGGAGUGUCCAUUGUCCAGC